AUGUCUGGACUCUGCCAGCAAGUGGGCACACCAAGACGCCGCUGCCGCUUCCCUCUCGUCACUCCGCGCGCGCGGAGCCGCGUCGCCAGGGCCGCCGCGGGGAUGGCGCAGCGGCCGAUCUCGAGCUUCUUCUUCAAGCCCGCGGCGAAGAAGCCGCCGCCGCCGCCCGCGGAGGAGGACGCGGUCGCGGGAGGAAGCGGCCGCGGCGACGCGGACGCGAGCGCGGACGCCGACGUCGACGCCGAAACGCGACGAAGCGACGACGGCGACGACGGCGACGCGACGAACCCGAGCCGCAAGCGCGCUCGAGACGACGACGCCGCCGACGCGCGCCGCGAGCUCAUGCGACGCAAGCUGUGCGACGACACCGUCUCCGAGGCGAAGCGCGCGGAGGUCGCGGCGCGCUUCGCGUGGCUGUCCGAUGCCGCGAACCUGACCGAUCGCGCGGGACGUCGACGGACGGACCCGGCGCACGAUCCGCGAACGUUCGCGCUCCCGGCAAACAUGAAGCUCUCCGCGUCGCAGCGCCAGUACUGGGACCUCAAGUCCACGCACGCGGACGUGGUGUUGUUCUUCAAGGUGGGGAAGUUCUACGAGCUGUACGAAGACGACGCGGAGAUCGGGUGCAGAGUGCUCGACUGGAAGGCGCGUUCUAUCUCACACUGGUCCCCAUACGACCGCGUUGGCGUGGUGAACGCCGAUCCUUAA
This is a messenger RNA of Micromonas pusilla CCMP1545, 708 nucleotides long. RefSeq lists its product as uncharacterized. Gene Ontology annotation, molecular function: mismatched DNA binding; ATP binding. The record is from RefSeq and is a predicted model, not a curated record. Gene Ontology annotation, biological process: mismatch repair. Bases 1 to 708 code for a protein of 235 amino acids. Lineage: Eukaryota; Viridiplantae; Chlorophyta; Mamiellophyceae; Mamiellales; Mamiellaceae. The transcript has a single exon.